GAGAGAAAGAGAGACAGAGAGAGAGAGGACUGUUAUUUUACCAUAAAUGAGGGCAAAUGGGAAAACAGGAAAAGAAUACUUGAGUAGGGAGAGCAUCGAUUUUCUGGGAAACUUCUGGAUCUAGUUUUAACCGUUGGAUGAUGAAUGGUGAUCAGAGGACAUCCAACGGCCGAAACCAACGCACCUCAGUCCGAACAACCCCACCGCUGUGGCCAUCUCUUCGAUUUUCUGCAGAUGCCACCGACGCGAGCACCUCGCCCUCCGGCAAUUCUCUUCCUCUGACUCCCGGCCAACAAUACGAAAAAUGAAGCAGAGAACGUGGCCGGCCAGAUCGGAGGCCUCCCGUUUCGCGGCCUUUCCUCUUGAGAACGUCAAUGAGAAGAAGGAGGGCGAGCUCCGCCACUUAGGGUUUCGUUCCAAACACCACAGCUCCACCAGAGAGGCGAAGUGCAUCCUGUUCCGAUCGAGAUCAUCGUCAUCGUCUUCGUCUUCGUCGCACUCAUUGGACGGUCGCGAUUUCUCGGCCCUUCCGUACGACGUGCUGGUGAAGAUCGCGGCUUCUUUCACGCUCCCGAACCUGCAGGCGGCGUCCUUGGUGUGCCGAGCGUGGAGGGAUGCGCUUCAGCCGCUGAGGGAGGCGAUGCUGCUUCUGCGUUGGGGGAAGAGGUUUAAGCACGGCCGAGAUGGGGUUCGCGCCAAUUUGAACAAAGCUUUGGACUCCUUCUUGAAAGGUGCGGCUCGAGGGUCUACUUUGGCUAUGGUGGAUGCGGGUCUAGUUUAUUGGGAGAUGGGGAAGAAGGUGGAGGGGAUUGCUUUGUAUAAGAAAGCCGCCGAGCUCGGUGAUCCCGCUGGGCAAUGUAAUUUGGGCAUUGCUUACUUGCAAGCUGAACCUCCAAGUCCGAAGGAGGCUGUUAAGUGGUUGUAUCGAGCUUCCAUUGCUGGCCAUGUCCGUGCUCAGUACCAACUUGCACUUUGUAUCCAUCAAGGCCGUGGGUUGGAUCGCGAUCUAACAGAAGCUGCUAGAUGGUAUCUGAGAGCUGCAGAAGGUGGGUAUGUGCGAGCUAUGUAUAAUACUUCAUUGUGCUACUCAUUAGGAGAAGGUCUGGUGCAUAGUCAUAGACAAGCGAAGAAAUGGAUGAAGCGGGCAGCUGAUCAUGGUCAUAGUAAAGCUCAAUUCGAGCAUGGACUUGGUCUCUUCUCUGAAGGAGAGAUGAUGAAAGCUGUAGUGUACUUGGAGCUAGCUACACGUGCAGGCGAGACAGCUGCAGCUCGCGUGAAAAAUGUAAUUCUGCAGCAAUUGUCAUCGAAUGCUCAUGAUCGAGUAAUGCAUCUUGUUGACACAUGGCGUUCAUUGCCUUCAUCUCACUGAAUUCCAUCGGCUCCGUCAUAUGUUUACACUUAUGGCUUUGGAGGUUGCAUUUGUUUGCUGAUGAGAAAAAUGCAAGGAAAAUGGGAGUGGGAGUGGGAGUGAAAAUGUGAGGAGGAUAAGGUGAGCCAUGGGACUUACAUUACAUGUAUCCCACUAUACAUUCUUAUUUCCAUUCCAUUUUUAUACCGACAUGCUCCCAAGUGCAUCCGUAGACUAUGGUUCUUAAGCCCCUUUUAUGUAUGAUAUGAUAGCUACCACUGUAUGCAGUUGUCAUGGUUAACAAGAUGAGGUCAUCUGGAAUUCUCCUCUAACACGUCUUUCAUGAUCUUUGGGUGGCAGAUACAUGUGUUUGCCAAGUUGAGAUACUAAGUCUAGGUUGCUGGUUGGUUUUGUUUCUUCUUUAGUACCCAAAAAGAAAGUCAUGUAAACUAUAUGCUUUCAAGGAUUAUAUGCAUAUAAAAUUAGACACUUACUGUGUUGAGCAAUGAAAAUGAUGAGUUGGUACACCCUUGUUUAA
Molecule: messenger RNA, 1886 nt
Organism: Malania oleifera
Lineage: Eukaryota; Viridiplantae; Streptophyta; Magnoliopsida; Santalales; Ximeniaceae
Product: F-box protein At1g70590
Exons: 4
Coding region: 305-1369 (354 amino acids)
Molecular function (GO): protein binding
Source: RefSeq, a predicted model, not a curated record